Rhipicephalus microplus (southern cattle tick) is the source of this 2959-nucleotide messenger RNA. RefSeq names its product thiol S-methyltransferase TMT1A. NCBI's taxonomy places the organism in Eukaryota, Metazoa, Arthropoda, Arachnida, Ixodida, Ixodidae. Gene Ontology annotation, molecular function: S-adenosylmethionine-dependent methyltransferase activity. The record is from RefSeq and is a predicted model, not a curated record.
CCCAAUUUCUCGACUCCGGAGCGUCUUCGUGCGGCCCGCCGCUUUUCUUUUCCUAUUCUUCGUUUCGGCCAAGAAGCAAACCGGUUCCAGCAACAGCGGUGUGCCCCGCCAACCGAAACCUCUGCGACCAGCGCUGGUGCGGCACACCGAAAGAAGGAGCGUGUGCCGAAGCGCGGCCGCGGGAAAGAGGUGACAGCGGCGGUCCAGCCGGCAGCGCACAAGACGGCAAGCCAGUCGCGACCGUGCUAAAACGCUUGUUUGAGCUGCCUUUGAACGUUUUUCUUCGCUCCUUUUUCCUCGCUUUUGUUUGCCGAGCUACGCGCCGCCUGGGUGGCCGUACCUGCGACGUCCUUGGAGAAGAGACCAUGUCCCCUCACGCGCAGAGCCGGAGUCGCGAGAACUUCGCGCUGUACCUGUACGCCGGCGUUCCGGUGACGCUGUUCGUCAUGUGCCUGAUUCUGCGCCGUCAGCGCAAGGAGGCCCAGCGGCGCUUCUUCGCCUGGAUCUACUCCAAGUACUACGCCGAACACAACGCGGCCAUCCUGGCACCCUUCAAGCGAAAACUGUUCUCCGACAUGGGAGAGAUCGAGUCCGACGACCCGACCCUGCAGGCGCGCGGCGCCAUCCGCAUCGUGGAGAUCGGCGUCGGCACGGGAACCAACUUGGCCUACUAUCCGACGGGCAGCAAGGUGAUCUCGGUGGAGCCGAACCCGUACUUCGAGAACAUCUUCAGGGAGAACCGCUGCGCCUUUCCCAACGUGGAGAUCGAGCGGUUCGUGAUAAGCGGCGCCGAGGAUAUGUCUUCCAUACCGUCCGACAGUGUGGAUUGCGUCGUGUCCACGCUGGUGCUUUGCUCCGUCGAGAACAUGGCAUUUGUGAUACGAGAGAUCAAGAGGAUCCUUGUCAGGGGUGGCUGCUUCUACUAUGUGGAACACAUUGGCUACAAGGAAGGCACGUGGUCGCGCCGCCUGCAGCAGCUUGUACAGCCGUUAUGGUCACUGGUCAGUGAUGGAUGCCAGUUGACCCGUGAUGUGCCACAGUACGUGGAGUUUCUCGGCUUCCGGGAGAAGUACGAGACAAUCCACUACCCACAUGAGAUGCCCUUCCUGGUACGGCCCACACUCGUUGGCAAGGCCAUCAAAUAGACAGCAUGGUUAUGUACUGCAUUGUUUGCAGAAUGGCAACGCAUCGCCUGUGUCAGGCCACAGCGAUUUGCGUGUAAACCGCAUUGCUUCUGCAGGACUCCAGAGUGCCACUGAAUCCCAUCGCCGUUCUAAGCAGUGCUGAAAUGUGCGGCCAAUACUGCGUCUGCAAUGCGAUUCCGACUUCACACUGUGUACCACAUUGAUUUCCCCUUCUCAUAAACUGUUUGAAUUGAGUGUAAUUCACGAUUGUAAUUUUGUUGACAAGACGGUUGAAGACCACUUCCACGGAACAAAAAAAGUAAUUAAAGAUUGGUGUGGCCGGUAUAGCAGACCGGGUGUCUAUUUCAAGCUCAUGCAUGGUCGUGCUUACUUCUUACUAUUUUGCGACCCUAAGAAUACCACAUCAUUUCCAAGGAAAAAAAAAAAAGAUGCUUCCAGAAAUACUAGCGAGUCAGUUUACCAUUCUCUGCCUAAUAGCAGGGGGCAUGUUGUGGAUGACCUGCAUAGCUAGAGCUCUGACAGUAUGGUGCGCUACUUUUGGUCACUGUUUUUGAGAGUAUGUGAGGCUUGUAAUAUUACAUCGUGUUGUGAGAGGUAUACAAAAUACAGUGUAGCUGAACAGUUUGCAUGUGAAGACUAAACUCUGCAUUUCACAUAAUUACAGAGGUGAACGCACACUUCAGCACAAAAUUCCUGCCGCUGCAAGCUAUUUAAAACAGACGACCUGCACUACGGUAUCUUUCCAAAUGCCAUACCAUGUUCACUUAGCUUCAACCUUACAGCUGUGUUACUUUGGUUUGUAGAUGCAUAUGUCAGUUACAGUUUACUAAAUGAAAAUGCAAUAUAGAUCAUAAGUGGAUUGCAUGGAAAUUAUUAAUGUGCAUUGUUUUGUUAUGAGUGCUAAGUAUGUGGUGUCUUAAGCGUCUGUUCUGAAGUGGUUUGUCAAUAUCCGUAUGCGUGAACCCGCAUUGAUGACUACCAAAGACAAACUACAUGCGAGUAAUUAUGAACAAUCUAUAGUGUGUUUUCAUCUGAAAGGUAAUUUUUACUAUUUAUGUAAAAUAGUACUUUAUAAUAUAUAAAUGCUUUGGACAUUUUCUGUUUAUGCAUUCCUUAUUUUAUAUUAACAAUUUAUAUGAACAAUAUUGGUCCACCAGGAUGAUAGCUGUGCUUUUGUCUAAAAGCUUGAGAACUAACAUGUGAUUCUCUGGUAGUGCAACUGCAUUGCACUUGGGGCGAAAUGUUAAAACAUAGUGCACAUUGAUUUGGGGACAUCUUGAACAAGGCCAGGUGGCCAAAGUUAAUCUGGCUUUGGUGUAUAAAAAAACUGGUUAGACAACAAUUACUAGCCUAGAGUAUUUGUAAAAUGUGUGUUUGAAAAUCUAGCUACCAAUGAAACAUCUUCAACAAACAGCAUUUUACUGAUUCAAUUUAUUGUACGUACCAACAAAUAAUAUCAUGAAAUGCAAGUACCCACAGAUGCUGGAUUGUAGUGCUCUGAAAAAAUGCUCUAAUUUAUAUUGAAUUUUGUAGAAGAACUUGACAAAUGAUAAAGCUUCAGAGAAAUAUGUGACCGAUUGUAACAAAGAUGUUUACUUUUACAAAGCAAGUAAACUAGCAGAGUGUUUCAAGAAUUUAGUGGCUGUGCAUGCCUACUGAAAAAAACCGUGGACUGUGUGCAUAAAGUGCACAGAACAUAGUAUCAUGUUCCUAUAUUUGUACAAUCUAGUAAACUUGUGCUUCAAAUGAUUUUAUUACAAAAGAGCACUGUAAUACAACGAAACAAAUGCUACAAUAAAAACACUUUUUUUAAU